Teleopsis dalmanni is the source of this 845-nucleotide messenger RNA. Its product is annotated as fork head domain-containing protein FD2-like. The coding region runs from base 177 to 800 and encodes 207 amino acids. The transcript has 2 exons. The record is from RefSeq and is a predicted model, not a curated record. NCBI's taxonomy places the organism in Eukaryota, Metazoa, Arthropoda, Insecta, Diptera, Diopsidae.
UGUUUCUUCUCUCCAACACUUUUGUUCCACAUAGAUUUCCAUACUAUCGGGAGAACAAGCAAGGUUGGCAAAAUUCUAUACGCCACAAUUUAUCGCUGAACGAUUGUUUCGUCAAAGUUCCACGCGACAAAAAUACCAUCGACGACAACGACAGCAUCGGUAAAGGCAGCUACUGGAUGCUGGACUCCUCGGCCAAUGACAUGUUCGAGCAAGGCAAUUAUCGGCGAAGAAGAACGCGUCGCCAAAGACACUGCCUAAAGGCCAAUGAACUGCUAGGAGAGAACAUAAAGCAUACGCCAGCAAGCAACUUCUACGAAAUUAAUGACAAUUCACCCACUCGCAGCGCACACAGCGAAGUCGAUGUGACUACACUUAACUACUCGGAUCGUAUAACAGAAAUUCAUCGACAAUAUUUGGCAACAAUUGCGCCAUUCAACAUACUCUUCCGCAACAGUGCCACGAACUUAAACCAAUACACGACAGCAACAGCAGAUGCUGCCUUGAAGCAAAUCAACACUCCAUUGCAGCACCAUACUAAUUCGAAUGAAGCUGUUGGCGUGGUAAGAGAUUACGACGCCUUUGAUGUAACUGGUGGAACGUUCUCAAAUAGCAACAGUUCAAUUGACAGUACAAGGCUUAUAAAUCUAAAUUCUCCUAGUGCAUUUACAGUCCCUAGCUGCACUUCGAGCGCUACAACAAUGGAUGCAACAAUAACGCAAGCACAUUCACCAGGAAACUGUGGCGGUAGUCCUAAGACCCCAACUUUAUUUACUAUUGAAAAUAUUAUUAAGAAAGACUGAAGACAUUUAUGUAUACUUUCUACAGAGUUAAGAACGAAGGAUUAA